Galleria mellonella (greater wax moth) is the source of this 1995-nucleotide messenger RNA. RefSeq names its product phenoloxidase-activating enzyme-like. The record is from RefSeq and is a predicted model, not a curated record. NCBI's taxonomy places the organism in Eukaryota, Metazoa, Arthropoda, Insecta, Lepidoptera, Pyralidae. Gene Ontology annotation, biological process: proteolysis. The coding region runs from base 144 to 1445 and encodes 433 amino acids. Gene Ontology annotation, molecular function: serine-type endopeptidase activity. The transcript is spliced from 8 exons.
AACGAAGAGACGCGUCCAUUAUAAGAAAAACUAUAUUCAAACAAACACAGAACGCUGCCGGCGUCCGUACGUGCCGGACGUCUGAUGGACGAUAUAUGAAAGAAAAAUAAAAAGAAAAAAACAAAAUAACGUGUUGUGUAUUAAUGUGUGAUAAAAUUAUAUACAAAAUGAAGUUUAUUUUAAUUAUAUUUGCGUCUGUGUCGACUUUGUGCUUCGUAAGAGGGCAAUCAUGUUCUACUCCCAGCGGUGGAAGAGGACAAUGCAUAUCUAUAUUGAACUGCCCGCCUCUAGUCACAAUAAUAAAUAAAAAGGAGAGAACACAACAAGACCUAGAUCUGUUGAGGAAGUCACAGUGCGGCUUUGAGGGGCAGACACCAAAGGUAUGCUGUCCAGAGCAGUGUUAUACACCUGACGGCGAAGCAGGAAAAUGCAUCGGCAUAUAUUCGUGUCCACACCUGGCGGCCAUGCUCAAACCACCAUCUUCUAAGCAAAACAUCCAAUACGUACAGAAUUCCAAAUGCGAUGGCCCCGAACAAUACAGCGUGUGUUGUGGUACUCCCAGGGAGCAACCACAAGUUGGAAAUUGCGAGAACAGAGUGAACGCGUUCCCGCCAGACCCAUCAACUGAAUGCUGUGGAGUUGACAGUGGAACCGGAAAUAAAAUUAUUGGUGGAACAGCUACAACAAUCGACCAGUACCCGUGGCUGACACUUAUCGAAUAUACAAAAGAUGGUGUCAUAAAAACAUUGUGUGGUGGAGCACUAAUUAGUGCUAGAUACAUAUUGACGGCUGGUCAUUGUGUCGUAGGAGCUGUUUUAGAUUUAGGAACUCCAAAGAACAUCCGCUUAGGAGAAUAUGAUACAAGUAACGAUGGAAGUGAUUGUGUGGCGACAGAAGGCGGUGGCGAGGACUGUUCCGACCCUCCGGUUAUCAUUCCUAUUGAAAGAUCCAUCCCGCAUCCUCAGUAUGACCCCACUACCCGGAAGAAUGACAUCGCUUUGAUCAGGAUGAGGCAAAACGCACCUUUCACAGAUUUCAUUCGGCCCAUUUGCCUUCCAACAAUGGACAUUACUUUAAACCCUCCAUCGAACUUCAGACUAUUUGUGGCAGGAUGGGGGGCAGUUAACGAAACCAUUAACAAAAGCAAUAUUAAACUGCACGUGUCUGUUCCAUUCGUUAACAGUAAGGAGUGUGUACCAGUGUAUAGUCAUCCCAAGCGAAGAGCCUCCUUGUGGAACAAGCAGUUGUGUGCAGGUGGUGAAAAGGAUAAGGACUCCUGCAAAGGUGACUCUGGAGGUCCACUCAUGUACGAGAACGGACGGAUCUACGAACUCGUCGGGGUUGUCAGCUUCGGUCCAAAGCCUUGUGGAGUUGAGAACAUUCCGGGGGUGUACACCAAAGUAUAUGAAUAUAACACUUGGAUCCGUAGUACAAUAAGGCCUUGAAAUGUAAAGAUGUAAAUUAUUAAAUUAAGAACAAAGGAGAUUGUGUUAUAUUAUAAUCAAAAGAUAGGUAUAAUUUGAUGUCAGUGGUACAUAAACGGGCUGAAAUAUUAAAAGUGCUCAAACUAUAAAGAUUCAAUGGAAAUCCGUCUUUAUUCUAAUUGAAGUAUUUUAUAUUUCUUCUUAAUAUGAUCUCAUUGAUUUAAUAAUUACUUUUUAAAAUAUUUUCAUUUUUAAAAUUAUUUAUUUUGAUAUUGCAAUUUUUACUUGAGAAGGAAAAUUAAUUUUAAACUUUAUAAUUAUUUGCGCACUGAAUGUAGAUUUUGCCAACAAAAUUACGAACAGAGACUGAUUUUAUUUUGGUGCACUGACAUCGCUCACUUUUCACAGUGUUUUUAAGAUCUCUAUUUUAUGUACUUUAACUACUUAAAUUUAAGAAUUUUAUUGCUAACAUGAUCGUAAUGUUAUUUUAAUUCUGUUAUUUCAUUUGAUAUUUGAAAGAGACAAAGACAUUGAAGUCAAAUAUUAAAUCAAUGCAACAUCAUGACAAUUA